AUGUCUGGUCUGGUUUCACAUAUUUUUCCAACAGGAGUAUUACAGGUGGCUACUGGUGUUCUCUCAACACUGCAAAUAAAUGAACAGGCAGCACUGGAUGCACUCAGCCCCGAUAUGUUGGCGACUGACAUUGCUUAUUAUCUAGUCAGGAAAGGGAUUCCAUUCCGUGAAGCUCAUGGUAUGUCUGGAUCUGCAGUACAUCUGGCCGAAACCAAUAACUGCUCAGUCAAGGACUUGACACUAGAACAUAUGAAAACUAUCAGUCCUGUUUUCGAGGCAGACAUUGCCAACGUGUGGAACUACGAAAACAGCGUUGAACAGUACAGUUCGGCUGGAGGCACGAGUAAACAGAGCGUUAUACAACAGGUUGAGCAACUCGAAGAAUGGUUAUCGUCUGUUUAAUUCAAAUUUAACAAAUAAGUGAUUAUUGUAGAAAUAUUCAUAAUCAUUUGUCCAUUUUAGAAUAGUAUAACGUUGCUAGGUUGAAUUCAAACAUUCAAAAAGUAAACCUGAAAGAAGAAAUAAUAUAGCCACUGUGGUGUCAUAGUUGUCUUGUUUUUGGUGUCUGAGAUUCAAUUUCAAAUGGCUCCGAGAAAAGUACAAAAUACAGACCAUGAACCUUGAUGCCAUUUCAACAAACUGGCACCCAAUCAAAUUAAGAUCUUGACUGAUCCUAGGCUGUAUCAAUUUCAACAAUUGGAAAAUGACAGAGGCUUAGAUAAAUAGUACUAAAAUCAUGCAAAUAAAUUAAUUAUAUCAAGGACUUUCAGAAAAUAAAUAAUUUGUUUCUGGUCAGCACAUGUUCCUUCAAAAGAAGCCACUCGUAAAAAAAUUUUUCUGGUUUUAUGCUGAAAUAAGAAUGAAAACAAAAUUGACAAAAAAAAAAAAAAAAGACUGUCAGCACAUCAUUAUUUGAAACACCUCAGGACCAGAAAGAAAUCAUAUUUUUGGCGGGUAAUAAAACUGAAACGUGUUAAACUGGAAAACCAGUGCAAUAAAUGUAUUCCCAUAAUAAAACUAAAAAAAAAAUGAUGGAA
Messenger RNA from Saccoglossus kowalevskii, 1037 nucleotides. RefSeq names its product argininosuccinate lyase-like. The record is from RefSeq and is a predicted model, not a curated record. NCBI's taxonomy places the organism in Eukaryota, Metazoa, Hemichordata, Enteropneusta, Harrimaniidae. Gene Ontology annotation, cellular component: cytosol. Gene Ontology annotation, molecular function: argininosuccinate lyase activity.